Messenger RNA from Candidozyma duobushaemuli, 861 nucleotides. RefSeq lists its product as uncharacterized. The coding region runs from base 1 to 861 and encodes 286 amino acids. NCBI's taxonomy places the organism in Eukaryota, Fungi, Ascomycota, Pichiomycetes, Serinales, Metschnikowiaceae. Gene Ontology annotation, molecular function: amino acid transmembrane transporter activity. The transcript has a single exon. Gene Ontology annotation, cellular component: endoplasmic reticulum. The record is from RefSeq and is a predicted model, not a curated record. Gene Ontology annotation, biological process: amino acid transmembrane transport.
AUGUCACAGCCGAACAAAUAUGUGCUGUUGCCCCAGGAAGCCCACAGAUCCCAGGAAAGAGCCAAUGCAGAUGAUGUCAUAGAGGAUGAUAUUCCACUACAAGACCUUGCGGAAAUAGAUAAUCUUGAUUUCGAAAGUGGGUUACAGCAGGAGCCCGACCUCGAAUCGUUGUCAGAAAAUCAGGAAGGAAGCGGGACUUCCAACAUGAAAAUGGCUUUCAUGAACAUGGCGAACUCUAUUCUCGGCGCAGGUAUCAUAGGUCAGCCCUUUGCAUUCAAAAACAGUGGAGUUUUAGGAGGAACGCUUAUCAUGUUUUUCCUUACCGGCCUUAUUGACUGGACGUUACGAUUGAUUGUGGUCAAUGCCCAGCUAUCUCAAACCCGGUCUUAUCAAGACACCGUAUUCUACUGCUACGGCAAAUGGGGGAAAAUUCUUCUCCUCUUUUCCAUUAGCUCAUUUGCUUACGGUGGCUGUAUGGCAUUUUGUGUGAUUAUCGGUGAUACCAUCCCUCACGUUCUUAAGUCUGCACUUCCAGAUUCAUGGACCGAUCCACUGACAUCGAUUAUCGGUUGGAUGUUCGGAAGAAACGUUAUCAUCACGAUAUUCACCGCUUGCAUAUCCUAUCCUUUGUCUCUUAACAGAGACAUAUCAAAACUCGCCAAGGCAUCUGGGUUCGCCCUUUUGGGUAUGAUUAUUAUUGUCAUCGUCACAGUUGCUCGUGGACCAAUGGUCGACGAUUCCCUCAAGUCAUCACUAUCCAAGGGCAGUGGUUUAUCAGCUUUAACAUUUUCCAAGGUAUCUCAGUCAUCUCGUUUGCACUUGUCUGUCACCACAACACAAUUUUCAUUUACAACUCAUUAA